This is a messenger RNA of Angiostrongylus costaricensis, 1020 nucleotides long. The record is from the annotation of a GenBank genome assembly. Lineage: Eukaryota; Metazoa; Nematoda; Chromadorea; Rhabditida; Metastrongylidae.
AUGGCAGAAAACUCACCAGACGACGAUUUCUUUGGUAUACAGUGCUUGUCCUCAAGCCUGAACAAGUCCUACGAGAACGCUGAGGCUGUACCAGAAAUCCAAUCUUCUGGAAAAGCAGCAGUGGUUAUGCGUUCUAGAUUUUCUGUGAAGGAAAGUGCAGUGGAGAAGGACGACAGCGAAUUGUCAGGGACAGAAUAUUUGGAUAGGGUCUUUUUUCCGAGCAUCGAUGAUUACGAUUCGGAAUUAACGCAUUCUUCAGAAGAAAACGCCAUUGCUAAAAUUCGGCGUCAGUUUAUACCAGUGUGGAAGAUGAGUCAAGAUGAACUUGUGGAUCUAGUGGUGAACAGGGUUCUUUACAAAAAUGAUGAUAUUGUUGCCUUUGAUAAGCCAUAUGGCCUUGCUUACUCGGGCGCGUCGAAUUCUGUUCCUCAGCUGGACAGACUACUUCAAAAGAUCAAAUUGGCUUUGAAAGAGGAAUUUCAGAACGGACAGGUAGAGCAGGUGACCAGGUGUAUUGUUCGUGACGAACUUCAGGAUUCUCCGUUAAAAAUUACCAUACCUUUAAUCAAAACAGUGAAGAAUAGAGAUUUUAAGAUUCACCUACCGGCUAUUUCGCGAUUGAGUGCUCCAAUUCGGAUAUCUGCUCCAAUGCCACAGCAUUUUGUAUGGAUGCUGAAGAGACUCAACUUACUCAAAGGCUUCGUGAUUAAAGUACGGAUUCCUCGCAUUCCGUUUGAGAAUAUCGAUUAUGGAUGGGAAACUCGUGUGCUGUAUUUAUUCACGAAAUAUUUGGAGUUAGAGCGAUUAAUGUGGAAGAUGUCAACUCUUGGAGGCGCAUGCUCAGCUAUGGCUGAUUAUGAUAUUUCAUUUGCCAGGCGUGCCGGUGAUAUCUCGGAGAAGCAGUUAAGGAUCGCGGCUGAACUGGAUGACCACACUCUACUGGCCCGCUGUUAUCUGUACAUUGCCUUAAGUGAAGCUCAGCAAGCCAAGUUUGGUGAAGCCCGAAGAAUCCUUAGGUGA